AUGUUAGAAGAUACUCAAAAAGCUGACAAGAUUGCUCUGGCUAAGAAGAAGUUGAGAGAAUAUGAAAGUAGGAAACAUGCUGACAAUAAUCAAAGUAGUAACGUCUCAAGUGUGGAGGAUGGACGUAACUCUGUACUGAGUACGAGUUCCGCAAUAUCUUCAGAAGUGGUUAAGACAGGUUUGGAAGAUGAGAAAGCUGUUUCGAAGUUCGAAUCAAAUGGCAGUGUUCACAUAUUAUCCGACUCAGAGCUAGCUCAUUCGGCUAAUCCUGAGCAUUCUCCUUUCAGAAAUGAGCGAGAAAGUUUUAUAACGGAAAGAAAUAAUUUGAUAUCCAGCUAUAAUAGUUUAAAGUCACAGUUACAAGAAUUGCAUACUCACUACUCACAAUUACAUUCUGCCUACUCUCAAUUGACUACAAAUGGUUCCCAUCUUGCAACGGAAAAACAAGUUAUUCAACUUCAAAAGGUUAUCGCCGUUAUGGUGGAAGAAAAAACGGAUUUGAAUAAAGAGCUGAGAAAGUACAAAGAAGAACUGGAGACUUUACAAGUUGAAUUCGACAAGGCUUCUAGCGAGAAAAUCGAACCUUGCGUUCCUGAUCUUCCUAAGUUCUCUAAUGAUAGUUCGAAGCUUCUCGAAGCUGCUCAGAUAGAGUUAGACAAUCAACGGAAAGUCACAGCAGAAGCUCAAGCUCACCUCCUUGCUGUUCAACAUGAGAGAAGUGAAGCUCAGUCAAGAGUCAAAUUACUCUUCCGAGAAAAAGAAGAGCUCGAGUCUCAACUGGUCAAAACUCGUAAAGAUUUGCAGAUGAAGGAGAUCUAUUUAAAGCAAUUAUCCUCGCAUCAAUCUCCUAUCGUAGAGAGCGCUCAUGUAGAUGAAGCAGAGAUAAAACAGCUUCAUGAGAGAAUUUCGUCUUUAGAAGCUUUAGUGCAGGAGUUGACUUCUGAGAAAGAAACUGUUUGCCAAGAUUUGGAGUUGUCUCGCAAGAAUUACGAGAAGUACUGUAAUGAACUAUCGGAUAAGGCUACUCGGACCGAAGCAGAUUUAGAAACUGCUGAGCAAUCGAAGUAUAUGCUGGAAAUGAAAGUUACUGAACUUCAAACUCAAAUCAAUUUGUUGGUGCAGGAUAUGGAAGAGUUGAGAGCUAAGAAUGAGGCUUCAACACUUAUGGCUGAGAAUAAUGAAACGGCAACUAAGAAUACUCAGAUAAAUAGAGAAGAAGUUCAACGACAAGUUGUAGCUGUUGAAGAGAAAAUGAGCAGAAAGUACGAAUCUAAACUGAUCGAAAUGGAGGAAGCGCAUAGGAAGGAAAUAUCUGAAAAGGAAGCUGUUGUGAUGGAAAUGAGAAACAUGGUGACUGAUGCCCAAAUCCGUUAUAAAGAUUUGGAACAGCGGUUUAAGGAAUGCGUUCCAGACGACACUGAAUUGCUCUCAUUAUCCGACCAACUUCAAAAUGAGAAGGCUACCGUUUCUCGAGCUGUUGCUCAAAACAAAGAGUUGAAACAGUUGUUAUUAGAUACGGAAGACAGAUUGGUAGCUCUGACUGAAGAGAAACUUCAGUGUGAGUUAGGUAGACAAAGCGCUGAACAUUUGGUGAAAGAAUUAACACGGAAAUUGGAAGAGAUGGGUUCAAAUAUAGGCACAGAAGUUGCAAGUUUGCAAAAAUCUGAUAUUGAGAAGGAAGAAAACAGCAAUGAGUCAAAUGGGUUUGAUGAUUACAGAGAACGAGAACUGGAGUUGCGCAACGAGUUAGAGAAAGCUCAGCGAGAUCUCGCCGAGAUGCGAAACGAGUUGAGGCGAAGUAUCAAUCAAAAUCAGGAAAUGAACCAAAUCAUGAUGCUGAAUGCGGAAGAUGAGAACCAGAACAGUUUCCACGUAGAGUUAGGACAAGCUGUAGGAAGAAUCAACAUUCUAUCUUCCGAGAAUGAUCAACUCCGCGAGACUAUCAGUAACUUGACUCAGAAAUUGUUAACACCUGAUGAUCCCAAUUCCAAUACUCUGAAAGAAGAGAACGAGCGAAUGAAACAGGAACUCGAAGCGUUAAGUGAGAAGCUUCUUGGUCUUGAGGAGUCGAAAAAAUCUGAUAUGAAGGAAGAGCCGGUUUCCGAAAACUCUGUUACAACUUCAAACGACUAUCUCAAGUUAAAAGAGGAUUACGAAUGUUUACAACGAGAGUUUGUCAAAAUCACAGCAACGCUUUCUUCUUCUGACGAAAAGGCGAAGGCAUUGUCAACCGAGCUCGACUCUCUAAAAGAGCACAUCGUUAAUAAUCAAAGAGAAAUUAACCAACUUCGAUCGGUCACUGUACAAAAACUGUCUGAGCCACAAUUUACUCAAGAAAAUGUUGCUCCUAAACUAUCUUCUGAGGCAGUCGAUGCCGUUGUAGAGAUGCAAAGAAGAGAGGUGCAAAGCUCAAAUGAAACUAUUAAUGAGAAUUCAUCGCAAGUUGUUGGGAGUGAUGAAUGGGCAAGAGUUGAAUUGGAGAAAAAGUUCUCUCAAGCGAUGAGGAUGAAUGCCGAACUUCAAGAGAGUAUGGAACGCGUAGAGCACAUUAAUGUUCAGCUUCAAUUGGAAAAUGAUACUAUAGCUGAUCAUGUAAUUCUCUAUCAGCAUCAACGUCGUCUGAUUCGUGAACGCCUGAGAGCAAAAGACCUUCAGUUGGCUGCUCUGGAAACUGAACGUCAACGGGUAAUUGAGAGGUGUCAAGAGCUUCAGGAAGCUUUAGUGAACGUUUUAAGCAAAAAUACUAUUCCGAAGGAAGAGCCAGUUACUGAAAGUAUUGUGGCCAAAGUGAAAAGGAAAAGCUCUCGGACUUUCAGUCACAGUACAGUGGAUGAGUUGAGUGGCGACGAAGAAGUUGUCGUACCACCUGAAAUAGAACAGGAGCUGAAGAUAGCAGAAACCGAAGAUUUGGAGAAGCAGAACGUGAUCGAAGAGGAGAAAACAGUUGAAAAGGAAAAUGUUUCUGAAUAUUCCGAUCCAGACAUCAAACGUAUCUUCAGCAUAAUCAAUGACAUAAACGUUCCAUUACAAUCGAGGAGUAGCGAGAAACUACAAUGUACACAGUGUAUUGGAGAACUAAAACAUCUUUAA
Molecule: messenger RNA, 3090 nt
Organism: Auanema sp. JU1783
Lineage: Eukaryota; Metazoa; Nematoda; Chromadorea; Rhabditida; Rhabditidae
Source: the annotation of a GenBank genome assembly